Messenger RNA from Penicillium soppii, 669 nucleotides. RefSeq lists its product as uncharacterized. The transcript has a single exon. Bases 1 to 669 code for a protein of 222 amino acids. Lineage: Eukaryota; Fungi; Ascomycota; Eurotiomycetes; Eurotiales; Aspergillaceae. The record is from RefSeq and is a predicted model, not a curated record.
AUGAUUUACUGGCAUCAGAAUUGGGGUAGGCGAUACCAGGGUUUAGCUGCCGGCAAAGCUCGAGCAUGUAGUCCGGGCAUCAGCGUUGAUAGAGAAGUCCCAAUUACAGCGUGGCGAGUGAGCACCGCUCCGACGACGAGAACAGAUGUCAAGUGCACUCUUGUGAACUUUCACUUGAACUAUACAAGAAAUGAUAGCGUGAGCGAAAGUUUGCUGCUGACGGAGGGGUACGCAUAUGGGAAGAUGAUCUACAUCUCGAGCACUUGGGGAAUCGGGUUCACCACUCAGAGUUCCGGCCCCAAGCCGGAUCUCGUUGCGGCUACAGCCAACAAGACAUGCCCCGGCGAACACGGUAUAUUGAUUAAUGUGACCGACAAAACAAUCAAGGUCUCCCAGGACGUGGUGUGGUCUGACGGUGACUACACUAAUCGCACUUGCGCGGUGCUGGCGAAAUCCACCCCGACUUCCACGCUGCAACCUUGUCGAGUCCAUAUUGGCAACACCACUGUCGCAAGCAUGGAGGGCUCUCACUCAGCCAGAUUAUGCGGCGGUUUUAACCCACCGUCGGAUUGCCCGGUGCAUAAGAGGAGCUCCACGCAACCACUGGCUGUAGCUGGCAUAUCCUGCUUGCUCGCUACAGUUGGGGCGCUCGGAUUCUUUAUUGUGUGA